Molecule: messenger RNA, 483 nt
Organism: Brassicogethes aeneus
Lineage: Eukaryota; Metazoa; Arthropoda; Insecta; Coleoptera; Nitidulidae
Source: the annotation of a GenBank genome assembly
AUGGACUUCACCGGGCCGGUGGGCAGGAUAGUGGACGACCCGCAGGAGGCCCGCGCCAUCGCCGUGGCCGAGGGCUACUCGUGGAAGAAACGCUGGAGGCCGGCGGUGCGGAUGCAGAACGGCAACAGCGCCCACGCGUUGGAGAACGGCAUCCACAUGCUGCAGCCGUGGUUCCACAGCGGCAUGAGCCGCGACCAGGCCAGCGAGUUGGUCAACAGACACGGCUCUGACGGUCCUGGAGCCUUCGUGCUCACCUGCAAGGCUCUCGGUAAAAUCCUGCACGUGCCCAUUUCGCCUCUCAUAGACCCAGUGAGGGAGGCACACGUAUACUCCUUGGACAGCGGCGUUACGAAGUUCUACGACCUAUUGCAGCUGGUAGAGUUCUAUCAGCUGAAUGCCGGUUGCCUACCCACAAGAUUAACGCACUACGUCGUCCACACGUCGGAUGGAACUUCGGGAAACAGACUUGCACCGGCAAAUUAG